This is a messenger RNA of Alligator sinensis (Chinese alligator), 2188 nucleotides long. It is a transcript of the gene RDH10, whose product is annotated as retinol dehydrogenase 10. Lineage: Eukaryota; Metazoa; Chordata; Crocodylia; Alligatoridae. The annotation marks the transcript as partial. The transcript is spliced from 6 exons. Gene Ontology annotation, cellular component: lipid droplet. Gene Ontology annotation, molecular function: oxidoreductase activity, acting on the CH-OH group of donors, NAD or NADP as acceptor. The record is from RefSeq and is a predicted model, not a curated record.
CUGGUGGGGCCCAAGGAGAAGAGCGUGGCGGGGCAGGUGUGCCUUAUCACGGGCGCGGGCGGCGGCCUGGGCCGCCUCUUCGCGCUCGAGUUCGCCCGGCGCCGGGCGCGCCUGGUGCUGUGGGACAUCAACGCGCAGAGCAACGAGGAGACUGCGGGCAUGGUGCGCCUCGUGUACCGCCAGCUCGCCGAGCCGUCCCCCCGCCCAGUCACUGGAGACGGAGAAAAGGAAGUUGUGCCCCCUUGCAAUUUGCAGGUUUACACCUACACCUGUGAUGUGAGCAAAAGGGAAGAUGUCUACUCCACAGCGGAGCGGGUGCGCAAGGAAGUCGGCGAGGUUUCUGUCCUGGUUAACAAUGCUGGGGUGGUGUCAGGGCACCACCUCCUCGAAUGUCCUGAUGAGCUUAUUGAGCGGACCAUGAUGGUCAACUGUCACGCACACUUCUGGACCACUAAAGCAUUCCUUCCCAAGAUGCUGGAAAUGAAUCAUGGACACAUUGUGACAGUUGCAAGUUCCCUGGGAUUGUUCAGUACUGCUGGAGUAGAGGACUAUUGUGCCAGCAAAUUUGGAGCUGUGGGUUUCCAUGAAUCUCUGAGCCAUGAACUGAAGGCUGCUGAAAAGGAUGGUAUUAAAAUGACCUUGGUGUGUCCUUACCUUGUAGAUACAGGAAUGUUCAGAGGAUGCAGAAUCAGAAAAGAAAUUGAGCCUUUCCUCCCACCGCUGAAACCAGACUACUGUGUAAAGCAGGCUAUGAGAGCUAUCCUUACAGACCAGCCCAUGAUUUGCACACCUCGCCUGAUGUACAUUGUAACUUUCAUGAAAAGCAUCUUGCCUUUCGAAGCAGUUGUGUGCAUGUACCGAUUCUUGGGAGCUGACAAAUGUAUGUAUCCUUUCAUUGCUCAAAGGAAACAGGCUACAAACAACAAUGAAGCAAAAAAUGGAAUUUAACCCUUUUUUUUGUAUGGACUAACCAUUGUAGGUAACUGUAAUAAAGUUACAUGCCUGAAUUGUGAAGUGCACUUGCAUCUAGCUGAUGCAAAUGACAACAUUUUUACUGUGGCAUUCUCUUGGAUCUCAAACCUGUGUAUUGAACUCUUUAAAAAAAGAAAAAUCUGUCUUUUUUACUUACAUACUGUAAAUAAACUGACUAGAAAACUUGGAAAAUGUGAUAGAUAGGCAAAGUGAACUUAAUGUAGCUGCCACCAUUGUUGUUUUGUUUUAUAAUGUUACUGAAAGUACAGGAAAGCUAGUCAUACUACUAUGUGAGCUCUCUUCCUCAGCCUGCCAAUGUUUUAAAAUGCUGUCUUCAACUAGAAGAUGCAGCAUCUCAUACUUUCCCUAUAGUAUUUAAAACAAAAUCAUGCAAUUUUAAAUACUCCCAUACUUUAGCAAAUUCAAGGACCGAGCCUAUGAAUGCAUUUCUCUCCACUUGUAGACGUAAGUUCAAAGGACAUGUGGCCAAACUGUUUGACUGCUCAUAUCAUUCUUUUUCUUUGAAAGAAGAAAAAGGAAGACAUUUUUUAAGUCUUUACCAAUUCAAAGGCAAAUGGGUUCUGGGGGAGAUACUCGGAGCAAAGCUAUAGCAGACAAAAUUUCUAGACAUGCAGUCAGUGGGUCCAACUGUUUCAAGUCAUUUGACUUGAAAUAUGCUCUAUUCGGUCCAUCACUCUGGAUGGUAGAGUACUGUCCACCCUAAUAGACUGUAUAUCUGUCUCCUCCUUUUUGUAACCUUGCUUCUGACAAAGCCCUUCCCUCCCCCUCUCAUGAAGUUGUAUUACACUUCUGUAGCUGGAGUCUUGCCUGAAAUACAAAGCAGCUCAGCUGAGAUACAAACUGUUUUUAUGCAAGUUCUGGUUUUGUGCCAGCUAUUAGCAAAGUUAACACAGAAUAAUGCUUAAUGCAACUUUAUAUGUGGCAUAUGGAAGGGUGUAAAGAUUUUUAAGUUCUAUUUGCAUUGUGGAACAGCAAAUGACUUUUUACAGUAUUUUUUGUAAAGCAAACAAUUUUUGUGCCUUGAAUUUGGUAAUCUGUGUAUUAGUGAAACAUUUGUAAAAGUGAAUUUCUACCUCUAUCUUAAUGUAUACCAUCCACUUGUAAAUUACUAUCAAACAAAUCAUGAUUACUUUUUUAGAAUGUCUUGUUUAACUAGUGACCAAUGUUCAUGGUUAUUAAAGUGAGCCACCUUUUA